Rotaria sordida is the source of this 771-nucleotide messenger RNA. The record is from the annotation of a GenBank genome assembly. NCBI's taxonomy places the organism in Eukaryota, Metazoa, Rotifera, Eurotatoria, Philodinida, Philodinidae.
AUGUGGUUAGGUCUGUUCAUAUUAUUUUAUUCUUUCAUUUUUAAUGAUGGAAAACAUUUCAAUGGAGGAACUAUCAGAUGGGCUCCUGUUGAUCCUUAUGAUAAUUCCUCUUCACUUGAUAUUACUGUUACACAAUCUUAUUCAUGGACAUAUCCAUAUAUAAAGUGUGCCAACAAUGUACCAAUUUCAACUAGUGGAUUCACUGGUGCGAAUACUAAUCUGAUUUGUGUGGUUGACUGUUCAACUAAUGGUGGUUAUUCAAGUGCACCAAUUGAUAUUCUUACUAAUUGUACAUCAGCUAGUUCAUCAUUGAACAUGAUGACAAGUGAACGAUCGAAAAAUAUUACUCUAUCUGCUGGUGCACAUUUUUAUCUAGCUUAUAGAGGAAAUGCUUGGUUACCAUUAAAUGAUCCUGCUCAAACAGGCCUUGACUGGUCAAUUGUAACAUACAUUGAUCUUCGCAAACGAUCAGAUGGUUUUAUUAAUACUCCACCUGUCGCUACAAUUGUUUCUCCACAAUAUGCGAUUGUGAAUAGAACAAUACAAAUUAAUAUUCCUGUAUCGGAUGCCAAUGCUGGUGAUGAUGUACGUUGUCGUUGGUCGAAAUAUACAUCUGGAUAUCGAAGACGAAAACGAUCCGACAACGAAGAACAUGUCAAACAUCCAUCCAAGGGAAAAAAAGAACUUGUGAUGGCGGCUGUAGUACUUCGUGUUCAAAUGGUUGCUCAUGUGGCUGUCCUGGUUGUGUUUCUACAACGUGUACCGGUGUGA